Messenger RNA from Botrytis byssoidea, 2029 nucleotides. RefSeq lists its product as uncharacterized. The transcript is spliced from 3 exons. NCBI's taxonomy places the organism in Eukaryota, Fungi, Ascomycota, Leotiomycetes, Helotiales, Sclerotiniaceae. Gene Ontology annotation, molecular function: protein binding. The coding region runs from base 191 to 2029 and encodes 612 amino acids. The record is from RefSeq and is a predicted model, not a curated record.
UCAAGUACUCUGUUGAUGCGGCUGUGCUUACUUUUGAUCCCACGUCGCGAAACGACGCAGUCCUCGGGCUCGUCCUCGAAAUGUCUUUUCGUUCUCGCAAUUGAUUUCAAUUCAUAUCAUAUUUCCUUUCGUGCAGAACAUAAUUAUUUCACGAGCUUUGGAACAGAUCUUGUCUUUCAACAUCAUACUCAUGGCAGAGAUUGGCAUCAUUGCCAGUGGCAUGGGCGUAGCCUCGCUGGGCCUUCAGCUCAUGGACGGCGUUAGAAAAUUGAAACAAUUUUGGGACGAGGUCAAAGAAGCCUCCGAAGAUAUCCAAUAUGCCCUUGAAGAGCUCGAUGCACUAAGUCUGGUUCUUUCCGAUAUCCAUACAUCGAAUUCAAAUCUGCCAUCGAUUCCCUCGGCUACGGUCACAAGGUGCUUAGAGCUUUGUCGCCGUGGAACGGAUAUCCUCAAUACAACAGUGAAGGAUCUGAAUGGGGCUAUCUCCAAGCGGCGCAAGAUUGGUAGCGCGAAAGUGGUUUUGAAGCAAGACACACUCGAUAAAUUUCGGAAUCGGUUGAGGGAUGCGCAAUAUAUGCUUAUGCUUUCUCGGCAGACAUACUCGGACGCACUCCAAAUGGAAUACCACAAGCUUCAAAUAGAGGCAGUUCAAAAUAAUGCGAAUCGUCAGCUGCGGGGAUUCGAGGAGCUAAAGGUUUCCAUUAUACGUUCUACCAAUGUCAUGUCAAGUACCCUGCUUCAAUCACGCGAUGCUGUGGUUUAUGAUUAUGAGACGAAGAGACCCAUGAGAGGUAGAACACGAACGAAGCUUGAUAAGCAGGCUAAGCGCUUUCAGAAGAAGUUCAGCACUCCUCAGUUGUUUUCAUCCUCGAGCUAUACUUGGGAUUUCUCAGGGUAUCAAGCACCUUCAGGUUGGACAUUUAACUUCCGACAAUAUUAUACAGUCGGACGUAAUUCACCGACUUGGAUGUGUGUACUUCUUGGAGACGUAUCUGGACUUCAAGCAUUGUUUCAGAGCAAAAGGGCCACCCCAUUCGAUAGAAACCCCCGUGGCACUACGUUACUUGAUCUAGCUAGUUCGGAAGCAGAAUAUGAUAUGUGCCGUCUCCUACUUGAUCAAGGAGCAGAUCCAAAUGACUCUUUCAAGCUUGUGCUGCGGCUAUUGUAUCCAGUAUCUGAGGUUCACAAUCCACUCAACGAUCUCUCGAUUCCGCAUAUGGAUUGCGAAAAUCUAUCUUGGCUACUUAACAAAACUGAUCCGACAUUUAAUGAAUUGAGUUUGGAGGAGAGAAUGAUGUUGACAUUGAAACAUUGUUCCGAAUGGGAUUUUGUGAGGCACAGUAUAGUUGACAUUGUAUCACUAAUGCUUCACAAGGAUCCGCUGAACGAAGUUUGCUGCAAAAUGACUUUCAGAUGUUCUCGGAAACGUCUUCAUACUUUUCUAUCAAUUGAGCAGCGUUGUUUCCUUCAGCUCUUACACAUCGCGUUGGAAGGAAAUGAGGAAUUGGGGAAUUGCCUUGGCUCAACCCAGCCAAGAAUUGGGAAAGCAGAAUUCGAAUUGGGUGGCCGAUUUUCAAAGACCGAAUUCUCUAAAUCAAUCGAAUUUUUAAAGCGCCUCAUCGUCGCAGGCUCAGACAUUCGUCGUGGGAAAUUUUUGUUCUCAUCGUUGGUAAGCAUUCCUCGGGAUCACGCCGGUGAUUUAUUCCAGUCAUGGAUAUGCACAGUUUCUCAAAGGCUUUGGCUCGAGAUACUGCACGAUUCUGGCAUUGAUUUGCUGAAAUACGGUAAAGUAGAGCAUGAUAAAUUGCUGGAGAUUAGCAUAGCAUGGGAGUGCUACGUGUACCCUCAGGAAAUCUUUGAUACUGGUGCACAUCUUAUAAGCUUUGUCUAUGGACCAGCUCCUGAGGACUGGAAAUUCUGGUAUUCAUUGGACGAACCGUAUCGGAACUACUACAAAAACUUCCGGGAUUUCUGGGAACUAGUUGAUCAUCCAGAAAGAGGGAUGCCUGGGGCUUGGGAGGAGUAUUGA